AUGGGCAACCCUCCUUACGAUUCUAAUCCCUCAGUUAGAGAUGAAUCCAACCCUUUUGCUGUGGACUCAAGUUCAGAAGCUGUUGACUUUGGUGAUGGUUCUAAAGUUGAUAUUCCUCUUGAUAGCGCCUCGGAUUUGAGAGCCAAAGAGAAGAAACUCAAAGACAAGGAGGCCGAAUUGAAUAGAAGGGAAGAGGAAGUGAAGAGAAAGGAGGAUGCAAUGGCACGAGCUGGAAAUAAUGUAGAGGUAAAAAAUUGGCCACAAUUUUUCCCUCUAAUUCAUCACGACAUUCCAAAGGAAAUACCCGUUCAACAACAAAGAACACAAUAUGUUGCAUUUACAACGUUGCUAGGUAUAGUAGCAUGCCUCGUAUGGAAUUUUAUAGCAGUCUCCUCUAUUUGCUUUCAAGGAGAAGACCUACAAAUCUGGUUGCUUGCUGUUAUCUACCUCAUAACAGGAGUUCCUGGGGCCUAUAUAUUGUGGUAUCGUCCGUUGUAUCGUGCUAUGAGGACUGACAAUACUUGGAUGUUUGGAUUCUUUUUCUUUGCAUACACAUGUCACAUUGGCUUCUGUGUAUAUGCUGCUAUUGCUCCUCCAAUGAUCUUCAAAGGGAGAUCUCUCACUGGAAUUAUGCCAGCGCUUGCUAUUUUACCUGGUAACUUUUUGGACGGGGUUCUCUAUUUUGUUGGAUUCGGACUCUUUGCUCUUGAAUCAACGAUAAGCAUAUGGGUGAUUCAGGAAGUUUUUAGGUAUUUCCGUGGUAGUGGAAAAGCUGAAGUAGCGAAACGUGAGGCUAGAAAAACGACUAUGAUGGUAGCAUUAGGACAUGCUUAA
Molecule: messenger RNA, 834 nt
Organism: Lactuca sativa (garden lettuce)
Lineage: Eukaryota; Viridiplantae; Streptophyta; Magnoliopsida; Asterales; Asteraceae
Product: secretory carrier-associated membrane protein 1
Biological process (GO): protein transport
Cellular component (GO): trans-Golgi network membrane; recycling endosome membrane
Source: RefSeq, a predicted model, not a curated record